Nylanderia fulva is the source of this 1021-nucleotide messenger RNA. RefSeq lists its product as uncharacterized. NCBI's taxonomy places the organism in Eukaryota, Metazoa, Arthropoda, Insecta, Hymenoptera, Formicidae. The record is from RefSeq and is a predicted model, not a curated record.
AUGAACGAACCGCACGCAUAUACAGAUGAGAGAAAUGUGACGACAGAUAAUGAUGCGUUCACACCACAGUCGUUGAAUGCAUUUCUUGAUAAUUCUAUAGAUGCAUGUACACUGAUGGAAUUGGAAAGUACAAUGCAAAGCAAUAUUGAAGAUAUUGAAGACGUCGAAAAUGUUGAAGACGUUAACAAUGUCGAAGAUAUCGAAAAUGUCGAAGACAUUGAAAAUGUCGAAGAUAUCGAAAAUAUUGUUUUGCAUACAGAUAGGAAUAUCGACGCAUAUCGUUUAUAUUCUGAAGAGAUUAGUGGACGACAUAUCGUCGAUUUUGGGCAUGUUUUUGCUGAAUUGCAAAGACUGUCCACUCAUUGGCUCGGCGAAUGUCGUUUUACUGAUCUCGUAUUGAGCAUAAAGAACCAUGACGGUCUGAAAACCCAAUUUUCUGUCAAAUGUCGAAUGUGUCACACCACAGGUGACUUUUGGAGUGAACCAAAAGACGACAGAAAAUUGGAUGUCAAUAAUGGUAUCGUAUCCGGUACUAUAUUGACAGGGACUGGUCAUAAGCAGCUUGAAGAACUUCUUGCUGCUGCAGAUAUUGCAUGCAUGAACAAUAAAAAAUAUAUAAAGCAUCAUAACGAAAUGUCGGAAGCCUUCGCCGCCGCCGCGGAAGAAGAAAUGCGCGUGGCUGGCGAAGAGGAAAAACGUUUGGCAAUUGAAAGAGGAGAUGUCAUAGACGGCAUUCCGCAUAUACCCGUGAUAACAGACGGCUCGUGGAUGAAGAGAUCCUAUCGUACUGGUAGUUACGAUUCUCCAUCUGGAGCAGCUAUUAUUACGGGAUAUUAUUCAAAAAAAGUUUUAUUUGUCGGUGUCCGGAAUAAAUAUUGUAUCAUCUGUGCAAUAGCAGCUAAACUUUUUUUAAAACCAAAAGAACAUAAAUGUUAUAAAAAUUAGGGAAAUAAUCAAAGCUUGACAAGUAUGGAAAGUGAUAUAAUCCUUGAAGGCUUCCGACAUAGCUUAGAAAUGCAUG